AUGGGUCCAAUGGAGCGCAAGGUCGUCACAGAGAAGACUCCAGUGCUUGACAUCGGAGCUAUGGAGAAAAUCAAGUCCGGACAAAUAGAUAUCGCCCCUGGAAUCAAAAGGUUCGCUCGUAGCCACGUGGAGCUCGUUGAUGGUCAGAUAUUAGAUCUCGACGCAGUUGUUCUCGCCACGGGUUACCGCAGUAAUGUUCCCUCUUGGCUUCAGGAAAAUGACUUAUUUUCUAAAAAACGGGUUUACGAAUCGCCGUUUCCAAACGCAUGGAAAGGUAAAUCGGGACUUUACGCGGCUGGAUUCACGAGGAAAGGAUUGGCCGGAGCAUCAGCAGACGCUGUUAGCAUCGCUCAAGAAAUUGGAAACGUGUGGAGAGAAGAGACAAAACGACAGAAAAUGAGAACACGAGUGGGUCACCGCAGAUGCAUCUCAGUUGCUUAGAGGCCAAGUUAGAGUUCUUUCAUACAUUUAUUAUAUUAUUUUAGAACGGUUUGGGCAAGAAGAAAAACAGUGUUUAUUUAUUAACUCAUUUUUUUGUAAAGAAAAGAAGAAGAAAGUAUACAGAUAUAAAGAUAGGGAAUAUAACAGAGUGUAGAAGAGAGCCCUCUUCAAGCCCAACGGUGUUGUUUUUGAUGGCUGUAUCGGGCGUUUUGUGUUAAC
Eruca vesicaria subsp. sativa (arugula) is the source of this 660-nucleotide messenger RNA. The record is from the annotation of a GenBank genome assembly. NCBI's taxonomy places the organism in Eukaryota, Viridiplantae, Streptophyta, Magnoliopsida, Brassicales, Brassicaceae.